AUGUCGUACCUUCAACAGCAGCUCAAGAGCUUCAAUGCCAGCGUUGUGGAGUCGGCGAACCGCCUGCCCCAGCAGCGACGAGUUGCGGCCAACAAUCUCUCGGCUUCCGGCAGCAGCUCGCAGGUACCUUCAUCUGCACCGACUCCUUCCUCAACUGCCGACUUCAAAAAGAAGCGACACGAUGCGGAUAUUGUCUAUUCGCAGCCGGCGAACACGGGCACGGGCAAGGAUAUCAUGACCCAGGUCCUCUUUGCGAUCGAGCAUAUGAAGACCAAGGGCGUACCUCUGAAAUUCGGUGACAUUGUAUCCUAUCUGUCGCUUCAGCAUCGAGCGCAUGAUCCGGCCUACGUCCAGGCCCUCCGCAGCAUCCUCCAGAGACACGAGAAAGUGGACUACGAUCCGGCUGGUGCCGGUGGCGAAGGGACGUUCAGCUUCCGACCUCCACACAACGUACGAAACGCCGAGCAACUACUACAAAAGCUACAGUCACAGAAGACGGCCGCCGGUAUGAGUGUCCGUGAGCUCCGUGAGGGCUGGUUGAAUGUCGAAGAAGCAAUCAACCAACUGGAGAAGGAAGGCAAACUGCUGGUGACUCGGAACAAGAAGGAUGAUCACGCCAAAAUGGUCUGGGCGAAUGACCCUUCGCUGAUCGAGCGUUUUGAUCCUGAAUUCAAGCAGAUCUGGGAGAAGAUCAAGAUCCCAGAUCCCCAGGCAGUCAAAGAGGCCCUGGAUAAAGCGGGCAUCAUUCCCACAAACAAGAACAAGGUCAUCAAGCCUCGGAUCAAGGUGGAGCAGAAGAAGACCAAAAAGCCCCGUCGCAGUGGCAAGACGACCAACACCCACAUGCAGGGUAUCCUGCGGGACUACUCUCACCUCAAGCGGUGA
Penicillium cataractarum is the source of this 885-nucleotide messenger RNA. RefSeq names its product transcription factor TFIIE subunit TFA2. NCBI's taxonomy places the organism in Eukaryota, Fungi, Ascomycota, Eurotiomycetes, Eurotiales, Aspergillaceae. The transcript has a single exon. Gene Ontology annotation, biological process: transcription initiation at RNA polymerase II promoter. Gene Ontology annotation, cellular component: transcription factor TFIIE complex. Bases 1 to 885 code for a protein of 294 amino acids. The record is from RefSeq and is a predicted model, not a curated record.